CCCUCGACUCGCGGCGCGAUUGCCACAUAAAGAUGCCGCGGCGCACAGGCUGCUCCAUCACGCCGCGCGCGCUCCUGUUCCAUCUCUGCACCUAGACGUGAUCAUCGCAGCGCGACACAUCUGACCCGCGGAGAGACCAGGCGCAUCGCAAUUCGCAUCGGCAUGGCGUCCGCGGCGGUGCCGGUGCCGGAGGUGGCCCUGCGGCCGGGCGGCGGCGCGCGGCCGAUGCCGGCGGUGGGCAUGGGCACGGCGUCGUUGCAGCCGGUGCCCGGGGCCACCAGGGACGCCGUGCUGGCGGCCAUCGAGCUGGGCUACCGCCACUUCGACACGGCCGCCAUGUACGGCACGGAGGGGCCGCUCGGCGAGGCCGUGGCCGAGGCCGUGCGCCGCGGGCUCCUCCGGUCCCGGGAGGAGGUGUUCGUCACCUCCAAGCUCUGGUGCACGCAGAGCCACCCGGACCUCGUCCUCCCCUCCCUCCGGGAGACCCUCAGGAGCCUGCAGAUGGAGUACCUGGACCUGUCCCUGAUCCACUGGCCGGUGGCCCUCAAGCCCGGGGUGCCGACUUUCCCCAGCAGGAAGGAGGACGCCGUGCCGUUCGACUUGGAGGGCGUGUGGCGGGCGAUGGAGGAGUGCCACCGGCUGGGGCUCGCCAGGGCCAUCGGCGUCAGCAACUUCACCACCAAGCACCUCGGCAGGGUCCUCGCCGCCGCCACCGUCCCGCCCGCGGUGAACCAGGUGGAGCUCAACCCGGCGUGGCAGCAGCGGACGCUGCGGGCGUACUGCGCCGACAAGGGCAUCCACGUCGCGGCGUACUCGCCGCUGGGGGGGCAGAACUGGGACGGCACGGGCAGCAACGCCGUGCUGGGGUCGGAGGUGCUCGCCGGGAUCGCCAAGGCGAGGGGGAAAUCCGUCGCGCAGGUGGCGUUGAGAUGGAUAUACGAGCAGGGCGUGACGUCCAUCGUCAAGAGCUACAACAAGGAGAGGCUCAGGCAAAACCUCGACAUCUUCGACUGGGAGCUGACCGACGACGACCGGCUCAAGAUCAGCCAGAUCCCACAGAAGAAGAUUGUCAGGGCUGAGGCUUUGUUCUCGCAGGAGGGUGAAUUCACGUCCGUUGAUCCAGCAGACCUGGAAAUCGUAGAGGAAUAGGGAAUAACGCGGCAUAUGGCUCCGCAGGCAUGAUGAACAUUUGAAUAAGCAGGCUUUUCCGGUCUUGAUCGUGUCGAUGCAGUAAUUUCUUCUUGUUAUGUCCUUGUAAAGUUGCGAUAUGGAACGUUUCGUCUCGGUGGUGAUAUACGAAUUUGAUUGGUUCUCUUUUUGUCCCCACUUCUACUGGCAACAGAAUCGACGGUGUUGGAGAACAACAGCACAGAAAGUGGAUGGUCGUAAUGGAAUCGAUGGGCAAUAAUAAUUUCUCAAA
Messenger RNA from Panicum virgatum (switchgrass), 1420 nucleotides. RefSeq names its product deoxymugineic acid synthase 1-D-like. The record is from RefSeq and is a predicted model, not a curated record. Gene Ontology annotation, cellular component: cytosol. The transcript has 3 exons. Gene Ontology annotation, molecular function: aldose reductase (NADPH) activity. Bases 163 to 1149 code for a protein of 328 amino acids. NCBI's taxonomy places the organism in Eukaryota, Viridiplantae, Streptophyta, Magnoliopsida, Poales, Poaceae.